Nerophis lumbriciformis (worm pipefish) is the source of this 2541-nucleotide messenger RNA. Lineage: Eukaryota; Metazoa; Chordata; Actinopteri; Syngnathiformes; Syngnathidae. The record is from RefSeq and is a predicted model, not a curated record.
AUGCAAACAAACACCAUCGAGACUCAACGGGACCCUGGCAGAACCCAGCACUGGCAGAUUUACGAUGAAAAGGAAUGGCCACCUCUGCAGAAGACUGCGUCAUCUACUCCAGCACCAGAAAGAAAAUUAUCACAGAUCAAGGCAACAACAAAGGCUCAAAGCAAAGUGCCUCAAGCUGCUGGAAUUCUACUGGAAAAUAGAUUUACGCCACUCUCCGAGACUCCUGACCCAGGGAAAGUUGGAACACCCAGCUCGAAAAGAGAGUUCAAUGGAGAGCCACAUUCGUACACACGUUUUAACUUGACCCAGAGCAUGGAAGGUGACAACAGUCACGUGGAGAUGAAGCUGUCAUCGGACAUGGAUGAAGAAGUUGGAGGAAAUGGAGUGGGAAUUCACUUGAAUCAUAACUCCAAGCACAAAUCCCAUAUGAUUUCAAAAUUAGGACGGACAUCCAAGAACCUUUGCUUUAUGGUAGCUAAAAUCCUCCUCAUCUUUCUCAUCGGGUACUUGAUUGGCUACUUGGUUCAUCGCAAAAAAGAUUUGGCUUACAGCUGUGAAGAAGCCUCCACGCAAGGGUAUGACGAGCCUUUCAUCCCAGAUACCGGAGCCGCUCCUAUCAUGGCCUGGAAUGAUGUCAAGAAUGCAUUUGCUCAGAAACUGACUUCAUCAAACUUCCAAACGGCCUUCCGUGAUUUUUCAAAGGUCAACCAUCGGGCUGGUUCACCAGGUGAUGAUGCUUUAGCAGACAAGAUCAUCAAGACGUUUAAAAAGUAUGGCUUAAAAACCUGGUCCGACGAGCACUUUAUCAAGGUUCAGGAUCGGCCACGUUCUGGCUUCAACAAAAUUAUUUUCAAGAAUAGCACCGAAGAGCAUCCAGAGGGAUUUCUGUCCUAUAGUGCCAAUGGAAAUGUGGAGGGAGCUGUCCUGUAUGCACACUAUGGCCGGGAAAGUGACUUUAGACUGCUGCAGAACUUAAACAUCAACAUGAGUCGCAGAAUUAUGUUGAUCCGAGCUGGAAAGCUCAGCUUUGCAGAAAAGGUAGCCAAUGCUGCAAAAAUGAACGCUUCUGCUGUUUUGAUCUACCGAGAUGUUGAUUUUCCUUCUGAAGGGACCACUCAGCUGUUCGGACAUGUCCAUCUGGGUUCAGGGGAUCCCUAUACCCCUGGCUUCCCCUCAUUCAACCACACGCAAUUCCCACCUGCUGAGUCUUCAGGUCUGCCCAGUAUCUUGGCUCAAACUCUCACAGAAAGCCAAGCAACAAGGAUUCUUAGACAGCUGGAGGGUGAAAAUGCACCAAAAGUGUGGGGAGUUUUCCACAAACUUGGUAGUGAGAGGGAUGUCAUUUCUGUGGAGGUGAAGAACGUUCUUUCUGAGAGAAAGAUAAACAAUGUCUUUGGGGUCAUCGAAGGCUUUGUGGAUGCAGAUCGAUAUGUGGUUAUCGGUGCCCAGAGGGAUGCCUGGGGUCCGGGUUUUGCUGCAUCGACUGUUGGCACUGGCGUUCUGGUGGAAAUGGCUCGUUCAAUCUCAGAUAUGCUCAAAAAGGAUGGGUUCAAGCCAAGAAGGAGCAUUGUUUUUGCAAGUUGGAGUGCCGGAGAAUAUGGAAGCAUUGGCGCUACUGAGUGGCUAGAGGGCUAUCUUUCUUCUCUUAAUAUGAAAGCCUUCGCUUACAUUAACCUUGAUGGAAUUGUGACAGGACAUAAUGGGUUUAAAGUAGCAGGAAGUCCUAUGAUGCACAGCUUAAUUGAACGCACUCUCAAAGAGGUUGGCCUCCAGAAUAAUGCCGUGUCCCUCUUUUCUCGCUUUGGAAAGGACAACUGGGAAUCUAACGUGUUGGAACCUCUGAAGAUGGAUAAUGCCGCUUAUCCUUUUACUGCCUUUACUGGCAUUCCAUCCCUGUCGUUUCGAUUCACUUCUGACGAUUUAGAUUAUCCCUAUUUUGGCACUUUGCUGGAUACCCAGGAGAAGUUGAUCUCUGUGACGUCCAACCAGUACCUGCAGUUGGCUGAAGCAGCUGCCAAGUUUGGAGGUUACAUAGUUCUGAGGCUGGUCCACGACCAUCUGCUGCAGAUGGACCUGUCAGAAUAUGACAAUAUAAUUCGUUCUAACGUGGCUCAGCUCAGUUUGAAAAUCAAUAAUGUACAGAGGUUGCAUCCUAAUCUGGUCCCCACAUCAGUGCAGUGGUUGAUCUCAGCCUCUGGGUCCUACAGUCGAGCCUCUCGUGACCUAAUGAAAGACAUUCAAAACAGUGACUUGAAUGAUGUAGAGAUGUGCCGCAUUUACAAUGAUCGCAUCAUGUCGGUAGAGAGGAAUUUACUCUCUGCAUAUGUGUCGGCCAGGGAAAGUCCUUACCGCCACAUCCUGCUCGGCUCUGGUCCGCACACACUCGAAGCACUGUCCGACUAUCUAGAUGGCGUCAAAGUAGACAGCCCAAAAGCUUAUGUCGACCACUUCCGCAACCAGUUUGCAUUGGCGACCUGGACAAUUCAGGGUUGUGCCAACGCAUUAGUAGGAGACAUGUGGUCAUUUGAUAAUGAAAUCUAA